This is a messenger RNA of Penicillium riverlandense, 471 nucleotides long. RefSeq lists its product as uncharacterized. The transcript has a single exon. NCBI's taxonomy places the organism in Eukaryota, Fungi, Ascomycota, Eurotiomycetes, Eurotiales, Aspergillaceae. The record is from RefSeq and is a predicted model, not a curated record. The coding region runs from base 1 to 471 and encodes 156 amino acids.
AUGAACGGCAUUGAAGACGCUAUGGACGAUCUCGAUAGCGUUGGAUUGGGUCUCUCAGGCGUAUUUAGCCCGUUGGACUAUAAACCACAACACCAGGUGAGGGUCAUCAAUGGCUUUAUACCCACAACCUAUUAUACUAUUCUGACAAUAAUCACGCUUCUCAAGGAGGAUAACGACACCUGGAUUAUUACUAUCCUGGCAGGCGUCUUUGGCAUGGCGGGCGGAAUGCUUACCGGAGCUCUAGGUCGUUUCACCGAGGGAAAUGGGUUUCAAGCCGCCAUAAAUGCUGAUGCAGCGGCGGGAAUGUCGAGUGGACUUACAACUAUCAUCAAUGGCAUGGAAAACGCUUUGAUCACAACGGAAAGCGAUGCGUACGUAUACACAACAAUCCAGGCUCAGUUCGCACGUUCGAUUCGGUUAACAUAUUUGGUAGCGUUGCCCAGGGCCUCCAGAUCUUCAACAACGAAGUAA